AUGCGCAUGACUUGCCUCAUGGCCUUUGUCAAGCAGCCUGUACGCUUGGUAGAGGCUGUCUAUGAGUGCACUGUGCAAUGUCAAGCUGAGCAGCUCGGCAAGCUGUACAGCGUGAUCUCAAAGCGCCGCGGCGACAUCUACUCGGAAGAGCUGUCUGAUGAUCUAUUGACUCAAACAUCUGGCGCGGCGAGCAACCCUCAACUCGUUUUUUCGCAUUGGAGCAUCAUCGAUAUGGAUCCGUUUUUUCAACCACAGACCGAGGAGGAGCGCGAAGACUAUGGAGAGCGAGUGUAUGAACAUAACUAUGUGAGACGAUAUAUUGAGGCAGUGCGCAAGCGAAAGGGUCUGUCCCGUGACGAAAAAAUUGUUGCUCGUGCCGAAAAGCAGCGCACACUAAAACGAUAG
Molecule: messenger RNA, 405 nt
Organism: Peronospora belbahrii
Lineage: Eukaryota; Oomycota; Peronosporomycetes; Peronosporales; Peronosporaceae
Source: the annotation of a GenBank genome assembly